AUGGCUCUAUCCGAAGGCUAUGGCCCUGCAGAAGUGAAACGGGAACACUAUCUACAGUGGAAUACUGUGGCAGGUCGGAAGCCUGUCUCCAAACCACCAAGAAAAAGUGAACUUUCAAGCUCAGACUCCUACGUGAAGACUCCUUACCAGCCCCCAAAGCCUCUGCGUAUCGAGCUAUCUGCUUUGAAAUCCGCCCAUUGCGACACCCAGACAAUAUCAUCAUCUACCACAGAUUCCACUGCUCACCAGACACUGGACGACGCAAUACAAACUCUCAAGCAGGAACGAGUGUACAGCUUUGAGGUGGCUGGGAUGCGCAAGACUGCUGCGCGUGCUCCAUAUGCUACUAUUUGA
Messenger RNA from Fonsecaea monophora, 354 nucleotides. RefSeq lists its product as hypothetical. NCBI's taxonomy places the organism in Eukaryota, Fungi, Ascomycota, Eurotiomycetes, Chaetothyriales, Herpotrichiellaceae. The record is from RefSeq and is a predicted model, not a curated record. Bases 1 to 354 code for a protein of 117 amino acids. The transcript has a single exon.